AUGGCGGACAAAGGCGUACAGAAAUGCAGUUUGGUGGAAGUAAACCGUGUAGUUGAAAUCUCGUUAGAAAACUAUCUAUCUCAGGAAGGACUUUGUCAACAGAGGAUGCACUGUUACAAGUUCCAUAAAAAUCUCCGACGUACCUUAAUUUUUUUUCUUUUAGAAAUAAAAACAGAUCGCUUCGAUAAUUUUUACAUUGAUGUUUCUAACAACACCAUCGAAAGAUUGAGAUGUUAUACGGAUAAUAUACCAGGCGUACCGGCAGAGAUUGAUACUAUAACGUGCCCACAUAUUGCCCAGUAUGUAAUCGUGGAAACUACUCAUUCCUCACAUGGCGGUGUUUACUUAGAGAUAGCUGAAAUUCAAGUCUUCGGAUGCACCAUUCAGACGAACAACUACCCAUGUCCUACUGAAUGUAUUGGUGACCUCAGCUGUGGCCAGACAUGCAGUCAAAAUUGCGAGGGAGAUUGUAAUCGAAUGACUGGUGAAUGUAUAAAUGGUUGCAAGGAAGGUUGGAGGGGAAUCCAAUGUGACAGUAAGCACUGUCUUAAUUGA
This is a messenger RNA of Saccostrea cuccullata (small rock oyster), 555 nucleotides long. RefSeq lists its product as uncharacterized. Bases 1 to 555 code for a protein of 184 amino acids. Lineage: Eukaryota; Metazoa; Mollusca; Bivalvia; Ostreida; Ostreidae. The record is from RefSeq and is a predicted model, not a curated record. The transcript has 5 exons.